Messenger RNA from Zootoca vivipara (common lizard), 2486 nucleotides. RefSeq names its product solute carrier family 30 member 2 (gene SLC30A2). NCBI's taxonomy places the organism in Eukaryota, Metazoa, Chordata, Lepidosauria, Squamata, Lacertidae. The record is from RefSeq and is a predicted model, not a curated record. Gene Ontology annotation, biological process: response to zinc ion; zinc ion transmembrane transport. Gene Ontology annotation, cellular component: plasma membrane. Gene Ontology annotation, molecular function: zinc ion transmembrane transporter activity.
GUGGACCACAAGUCUUUGUAGCAACUGAGCAUCCAUCGGUACUGGACCUAGCAGGGCUCUCCUUAUGUUGGAUAAGACACAAACAAGUCGAAGUUCCAGUUUUGACCUUGGAGUUUCUGGGUUUGCGCCCCAUCUCCUGAAAAAGCAAACAAACCCGGAACUCCCCACCACCACCCUUUUGUGUGCGCGCGCGAGGGGGAAGGUUGGGAUCAGGGAGGGGUCGGCGUCUUGCUCUGUUCGCGUCUACCAGGUCAGCCGGCGUUUGCAAACUUUGCAGCCGGGCCGCCCCGGCCGCCUCCUUCUCCCCCUGCGGGGCUUUGCGCACGAGUCAGCGCCGUUUUCACACGGGCUGCUGCUCGCCCAGCCGAGAUAAGAGGCAGCUGCCAGCGCGCCGGCCUUACCGGGUUGGAAGGCGGCGGAGGAAGGGGGCGGAAGGCCGGAGAGGUCGAGGCUGAACGGGGGCCUCCACGGGGAAAGGAGCGUCCGUCGGUUUGCACCUGCCGCCGGCGAGGAUGGAGCCGGGCUCGGGAGAAAAGAGCCAGCUCCUCAACGGGGUGGAAGGCAGGUCUUAUUUAGGAGUUGUGGGUAAGAAUUUCCCGAACCCAAUGGUCGGCUACGUUCCGGACCUUUCCUCCUUCGAGCUGGGCCUGAACGGGAACCAGCACUGCCAUUCCAGCUGGGCAUCCAACAGCAGCUACGAUGCUGAAAAAGAGAGAGCUCGGAAGAAGCUCUACCUCGCCUCGGCCAUCUGCUUGGUCUUCAUGGUGGGAGAAGUUGUGGGGGGGUACCUUGCCCACAGCCUUGCCAUCAUGACUGACGCCGCCCACCUCUUGACGGACUUCGCCAGCAUGAUGAUCAGCCUUUUCUCUCUCUGGAUGUCCUCUCGGCCCCCCACCAAGACCAUGAAUUUUGGCUGGCAUCGAGCAGAGAUCUUGGGAGCCCUGUUGUCUGUGCUGUCUAUCUGGGUGGUGACUGGUGUCCUGGUUUAUUUAGCAGUGCAACGGCUGCUCUCGGGCGAGUACGAGAUAGAAGGGAAUGCAAUGCUCAUCACCUCUGGCUGUGCCGUGGCAGUAAACAUCAUAAUGGGCAUUGCUCUCCACCAGUCAGGGCAUGGGCACAGUCACGGCAAUGGGCAUAGUCAUGGCAGUGGGCACAACACCAGUGUCCGGGCUGCUUUCAUCCACGUGGUUGGGGAUUUCCUGCAGAGCAUUGGAGUCUUGGUGGCAGCCUACAUCAUCUACUUCAAGCCAGAGUACAAAUACGUGGAUCCCAUCUGCACCUUCCUGUUUUCCAUCCUGGUCCUUGGAACGACCCUAAGCAUCCUCCGAGAUGUUGUCCUUGUGUUGAUGGAAGCCACCCCAAAGGGUGUGGAGUUCAAUGAUGUGAAGAGUAUCUUGCUGUCCAUAAGCGGAGUGAAAGCCUUGCACAGCCUCCAUAUUUGGGCCCUGACGGUAUCUCAGCCCGUGCUGUCUGUCCACAUUGCCAUCAACAAAGACGCAGAUGCUCAGGCUGUCUUGAAGGAAGCGAGUUCCCGCCUGCAGGGAGCCUUCAACUUCCACACGACGACAAUCCAGAUUGAGAACUACUCCGAGGACAUGAAGGACUGCCGGGAGUGCCAGAGUCCCUCUGACUGACUGUUUAGAAAAUAAAGAGAAUCUGAGGAGAGUUGUAGAGCAGCCUGCAGAUGGAUAUGCAGCCUUGUCAAAACUGCUACCUCAGAAUUCGUUCCAGUGUGACCGUUACUCAGGGCCAAGUAACUCAUUCAGAGUCACCUAAGUGCUGAUGCUUAGUUUGUUGGGAGCAACUGAAAGUACCACUGCGCUCUCUCUCUCUCUCUCUCUCUCUCUCUCUCUCUCUUGUCUCUCUCUCUCUGCUUCUCCCUUUCUUUCUGUUUCUCUCUCUCUCUCUCCUAUAGUUUUAUAAGUACUGUACCUGAAAAUAAAACUCUGGGAUCUUUCUGUUUAUUGAUUUGGCUGUAAUACCUCCUCAAUGCAAGGAGUUUCCUCUUUCUCAGGGGAGUUAGGAUCUUUCUCCUUGUAUCUAGAGUGGAGAUGGGAGAGAAAGUCAUUUCAGUUUGCAUUUCAAGGCAAACUUGCAUAAUUUUUGAAGCGAUACAUGGACUAAAACACCACCCAUUGUUAGUAAUUUGCACUUCUUGGCUGCAGAACUGCACUGCAAAAUUCCAAGUAAUGUGCUCAAAAAUGCACCUGCUAAGGGAAAGUGUGUUAGCUAGUUAGUUAUUUUUGUGCAUAUAAUAGGGUUGCCAUAUUUCAAAAGUGAAAAUCCAGACACAAAAGUUUUUGAGCUUUUUUAAAAAAAAUUAUUUUCAACACAGAAAGCCCUGUUGCCAUACAUCUGGGUUUUCCCAGGCAUUUUGCCAUUUUCCAGAAAUCCUGGACACUAUUUACAACAACCGAUUCCCAAAUAUGUUCGUGGAAACCCAGAUGAAUGGUAGCCCUAGCAUAUAACAUACAAAAAUAUAUUAU